This is a messenger RNA of Durio zibethinus, 2877 nucleotides long. The record is from RefSeq and is a predicted model, not a curated record. NCBI's taxonomy places the organism in Eukaryota, Viridiplantae, Streptophyta, Magnoliopsida, Malvales, Malvaceae.
UAAUGUUAGCCACGUCUGCGUAAAUUGGACUCAACCCAAGUCAAGAGAAAACGUAGAUAAAAGGAAAAGACCUCCAAGGUCUACUUUUACAAUCGGUUCAAUUCAAUAAAUAAAGAUUGAAUAACGAAAAUUUAAUAUCAAAUUGAAAAAAAAAAUCAGAUCGAAAUUUGAAAACCCCAAUUGUUCGAAGUCAGCCGGACAAGAAUUAUAAAUGGCGAAGCUAAGCUGCGAUUUCCGGUUCCUUCUCAUCCCUGCUGCAAUCGUGUUCAUUUACAUCCAGAUGCGGCUUUUCGCAACCCAAUCUGAAUAUGCUGAUCGAAUAGCUGAAGCGAUGGAUGCAGAGCACCAUUGUACUAGUCAAAUGCGACUACUUAUUGAUCAAAUAAGCAUGCAACAAGAACAAAUUGUGGCCCUGGAAGAGGCAAAGAAGCGAAAGGAGCAGGAGUGCACACAACUGAAGGCUCUUGUUCAAGAUCUUGAAAAGAAAGGCCUUCAAAGAAUAAUUGACAAAACACAGGUUCCAGUGGCAGCCAUUGUAAUCAUGGCAUGCAAUCGCGCUGAUUAUCUGGAAAGGACUAUUGCUUCUGUCUUAAAGUAUCAGAGCUCUGUCGCAUCAAAAUAUCCCCUUUUUGUGUCUCAGGAUGGAUCAGAUCCAAAUGUUAGAAGUAAGGCUUUGAGUUAUAAUCAGCUAACUUAUAUGCAGCAUAUAGAUUAUGAUCCAGUGCAUGCAGAAAGGCCUGGGGAAUUGAUUGCAUAUUACAAGAUUGCUCGUCACUACAAAUGGGCAUUGGAUGAGUUGUUCUACAAGCACAAUUUUGACCGAGUAAUCAUACUUGAAGAUGAUAUGGAAAUUGCCCCUGAUUUUUUUGAUUACUUUGAGGCAGCUGCAGCCCUUCUUGACAAGGAUAAGUCAAUUAUGGCUGUGUCUUCAUGGAAUGACAAUGGGCAAAAGCAGUUUGUGCAUGACCCAUAUGCACUUUACCGCUCAGAUUUCUUUCCUGGUCUUGGCUGGAUGCUUACUAGAUCUACAUGGAAUGAGCUGUCACCAAAGUGGCCAAAAGCUUACUGGGAUGACUGGUUGAGAUUAAAAGAGAAUCACAAAGGUAGACAAUUCCUUCGCCCUGAAGUGUGCAGAACAUAUAACUUUGGUGAGCAUGGUUCAAGCAUGGGGCAGUUUUUCCGACAAUAUCUUGAGCCUAUUAAGAUGAAUGACAUUAAGGUGGACUGGAAGUCACAGGAUUUGAGCUACCUAAUGGAGGACAAAUAUACGAAAUAUUUUGCCAAUAUUUUGAAAAUGGCAAAACCGGUCUCUGGUACGGAUGCUAUUCUUAAGGCAUCUAAUAUACAAGGUGACGUGCGUAUUCAGUAUAGAGACCAAUCAGACUUUGAACGCAUUGCUCGACACUUUGGAGUUUUUGAAGAAUGGAAGGAUGGUGUACCGAGGACAGCAUAUAAAGGAGUAGUAGUUUUCAGAUACCAGCCACCAAAACGUGUAUUUCUUGUUGGUCCUGACUCUCUACGGCAGCUUGGGAUUGAAAAUGCUUGAAAACUAAAAGUGAUCCUGAUGAAAUAUUUACAAAUGGCAGGCAGACGAAUAUUUAUGAUGGAGAUAAAUACUGGUUUAAAUCAAUUUUCUCCAUUAAAGAUUGACAUGAAUACAUCCACACUUGCGCAGGCAUUCGGUUCUCACAUAUAGUAGGCACUGAAGAGGUCUUUGAUUUUUGUAGGUUAUGAUGUAAUGACUUCAUCUUUUGUAAUUUGUUUUAUUUGAUAGUUACAUAGUUCUUCCAUGUGAAUGUAAAAGUAUGAUAAAUCCUAACAGAUUUUUUUCUGGUGAAACCUUUUAUUUGAAAAAAGAAAAUCAAAGACUAGUAAAAAUGAAUUAUAUCUAGAAGUUCCAAGAUGUAAUCUGGAAUUGUUUAAAACAUUUUAUUUUCUUUCAUUUAGUAAACUAAACCUUUCUAAAAUAUUUUGAUGGAAAAGAAUAUGUAAAACAGGUUAAAGGAAUAGACUUGUGCUUAUGUCAUCUUGCUCGGUAAGACUUCCUCGUCCAUAAGAAAAAGAAAUGGUUUUGGGUUUAUAAAUCAUGCAUUUUCGUUCUUUCCUGGUAAUACAUUUGGAUUGAAAUCGUGGAUCCAUGACAAGUAAUAGGAGGGCAGAUUUAACUCUUCACUGGUGUGAGGCUCUCGUGUUGUAUUGGGGGAGGGAAAAUGUCACGGAUUUCACUUCGAUAAGCCUAUGGGUGAUCUUGAGAUAAAUAAUGAGUCUUCCUUUCUACCUAAUAAGCAUAUGUUUUGAGUUGAAAACGUUGUAGAUUGGUGACAUCUACUGUUCGUUCUAACAGUGAUUCGUUGUAGAAAAUUCCUUGUCAGAAAGGCCUCCACCAUUUUCAUAGGCUUUGGGCCACUAGAAACCCAUUGGAAAGUCAUUGUCCAAAUUGCUUCCAAUCCUUUGUAACAGGCACAACUUCUCGACCCUUAGUUGAUUGAGCUAAUCCUAAUACUAAAACCCAACAGCCCACUCUACGAAAGCCUCCUUCCCUCGUCCCAACUCCGGCGCUAUGACCAUUCUUGUUUUGUAUCCAACAAACCAAUCCCUGAAUAACCUCCACGAAACCAACCAAACAGACUGAAAAUGUUAAAACCCCUUCUUCCGAAGAAACCUAACAAAACUGCGUUACUUCUCUUUUUCAUUCUCUCCUUCGUUCCCUCCAACUUGAAACUCGCUCAAGCUUUCUCUAACUAUCAACAAUGGUGGCUCGAUUCUCACUAAAAGACCCAAAAAAACCAAAUUAAAAGCGUUGAAAUCCUAGGUCAACAACUCCUCUCUUCGCGAGCUCACAUCAACAAUCUUCCUCUCCUACUCACCUUCAUCUCC